Myripristis murdjan (pinecone soldierfish) is the source of this 1255-nucleotide messenger RNA. RefSeq lists its product as uncharacterized. Bases 23 to 1255 code for a protein of 410 amino acids. The record is from RefSeq and is a predicted model, not a curated record. NCBI's taxonomy places the organism in Eukaryota, Metazoa, Chordata, Actinopteri, Holocentriformes, Holocentridae. The transcript is spliced from 7 exons.
AGAGGAAACCUCACUGGACAAAAUGCUUUCACUGCCAAGUGUUGCUCUGUGCUCUCUGUGUUUAGCAGGGGUUGCCAUGGCAGAACAGCUGCAGCAGGACCAGUUACCACUGACCAGCAGCACAAAUGAGAAAGUCUCCUUCAGAUGUACAGGAACUGACCUGUGUGACAGCAGCUAUGUGUUCUGGUACCAGAAGAAAGAGACAGAAACAUUCAAAGUGAUUCUUGCUAUUGAUCGGGAUUCCUGUGCAGUUGAUUCACGUUACAACCAUCCUCAAAAAGAUGAUUUCUCAUCUGAAAGAAAAGACAGCAGCUGUGAGUUGGUGAUCAACAAAAUAAAAGCCUCCCAUGAAGCCACCUACUACUGUGCCUGUUAUGUUUCCCACAGUGAGAAGUGUUGGCUCGUCGCUGUACAAAAACUCUGCAGCGUUAACCAAGAAAUGAACAGAUGGCAAACCCUGUUUACCACAGGAAGAGAGCUUGAUUUGAGCCCAGCUUCACAUAUUUCAGCUCCCAUCUCAGCUGUCAUCUGGUUCUUCCAGGACACUGCUGAAGCCACACAAACGGCUUCUUCAUGCAUCUUCAUUUUCUGCUGCUUAUCUGGAAGGCUGAGUGUGGUUUUUGUCACAGCACUUUUCACUGUGUGGGGCAGCUACAGGUACAAGAUCUUUGGCUCAGGCACCAGACUGUAUGUAGCAGAUCGUCCAGUUGUGCCGCCCAAAGUGAGCAUCUACCCAGCGACCAGAGUCGACCUGAAGGGGAAGAGCUCCCUGCUGUGUCUGGCCACAUCCAUGUUUCCUCCUGAGGUCCAGUUCUCCUGGAGGACAAAGGACAACAAGAGGAUUCCUGAGGGAGAGCGAGUGGAGCUCAGAGAGGAAGAGCACGCCACCGCCAUCGUGCUGAUCAAUCAGCCAGAACUCAUGUAUCAAUACAUCUGCUCCGUCAAACACCAAGGGGGCACGGUGGAGGCCAAGAUACAACCAGAGCUUCCAGCGCCUACAACCUCCCUCCCUCCAGUCAGAGACACAACAAAGCCGCCAGCCAGGGACCAGACUGACACGUCUGCAGCCUCCAUCCCUCCAGUCACAGACACAGCAGAGCCGCCAGCCGGGGAGCAAAGUGACGUGUCCUUCCAGUUCCAGUGCAGGGUGAAGCUGCUCUCUCUGGUUUCCACAGUGAUGAUAGUGAAGAGCAUGGUGUACUGCUGUGGACUCUCUCUCCUGAUCAUCCACAGAAAUAAGGGACCUGCUGACUGA